UACGUGGUUCAGAGCGCCGGAGUGGCACCGCGCUUCCCUGGAUCCGGAGGCGUUUCAUCGACUUCCACUCGGCCUGGAACCUCUUUUGUCGCCCAAAUCUUUCGCCUGUCGCCUCAUCCGCCAAGACUCGGUUCUCGGGUUCAGGAAUCGGCGCCUGUGGGUUCUCUUCGUACUCAGUUGGUUUUGCAGACCUCCCCACUUGUUCUUUCCUCUCACACCCCGAGGUCCAGGAAGGCCCAAUGGACUCCAAAGAGCGAAGUAAAGGGGAUGGGAAUUGUGUGCUACGACCCUUCAGAAACGCUGCUAGCAGAGGUGACCUUGUUCUGUAGCAGAGGCUGGGACCCUGGGGCUAGCGCCCCGCCACCAUCCUCCUUGAGGAAUGCAGCGGUCCAGAACCCGUGCUGUCUGGAAGUGGAGACAACCAGGAAAGAACCGAAGAGAGAGCUUCGGCACACCUCCAAAUUAACUGUUUGGUGACUUGUUAGUGCUGAGGCUACCACCUCUCUCCUGCCCUCCCGCGGGGCUCCCUGCCACCUCACCAUCACCCACACCUCCUGCUUCAUUGCGCCCGCCUCCAGCUCCGCCCCGGCUCCCCAUGCCGGCGCAAUGGAGUUAACCGAAGGGCGAUCAUUGUAGCCACAGCUGCUAACUUAGCACCCACCCUACCUAUCGGUCACCCUUGGCCAGCCCUGCUGCAGGCGCCGAGACGUGGGCGUCCGGAGCCCAGUGCCGCAGCCAGAAUCCGCCCGACGCGCAGCAGAAGCGCCCCGCCAGGGCGCCUCUUGGACAGCGAAGACUGCGCCAAGACGCUGAGCUUAAAACCAGCCAAGGAUCCUGAGAGCAGAAAGGGGACUGCGUGGUUCAGAGCGCCGAGAAUUUCGCAGACAAAUUGCCACCACUAUCACUGCGUAUCCAAUCUGCGCUGAUUGGCGGGAAGGUGGCUCGCCAGAACUCAAGGGUCCGCUGCAAUCUACCAAGAGUCCCUCGUUCCCUGGAGCACUAUGACCUGACCUGUGGGGGCCCUGCUCAGGGCUUCUGCAAUUGAGCAACCUAGGGAAGAAGGGAUCGCUGCCAAGUGGGCCUUCGGGUCUUUAACCCCCCCCCCCAACUGCCACCACCAGUUUCUGCGCCUCCCUCCCUGCGAACCCGAGCCAUGGAGCUCUCGGAUGUGCACUGCCUUAGCGGCAGCGAGGAACUCUACACCAUCCACCCGACGCCCCCGGCCGGCGACGGCGGGAGCGGCUCUCGGCCGCAGCGGCUGCUGUGGCAGACGGCGGUGCGGCACAUCACCGAGCAGCGCUUCAUCCACGGGCACCGGGGCGGCGGCGGCGGGGGCUCACGCAAAGCCUCGAACCCUGUAGGCAGCGGACCCAACCACCAUGCGCCGCCGCUGUCUGGCGAGUCGACGCUGCCCCUCUAUUCUCUGGGCCCCGGAGAGAGAGCGCACAAUACCGGCGGCACCAAAGUCUUCCCGGAACGCAGCGGGAGCGGCAGUGCCAGUGGCAGCGGGGGCGGGGGCGACCUGGGCUUCCUGCACCUUGACUGUGCCCCGAGUAAUUCGGAUUUCUUCCUCAAUGGGGGCUACAGCUACCGUGGGGUCAUUUUCCCUACCCUACGCAACUCCUUCAAGUCUCGGGAUCUGGAGCGCCUCUACCAACGCUAUUUCCUGGGCCAGAGGCGCAAAUCCGAGGUAGUUAUGAACGUGCUGGAUGUACUAACCAAACUCACCCUCUUGGUCCUCCACUUGAGCCUGGCCUCGGCCCCCAUGGACCCACUCAAGGGCAUCCUGCUGGGCUUCUUCACCGGCAUUGAGGUGGUGAUCUGCGCCCUGGUGGUGGUCAGGAAGGACACCACGUCGCACACCUACCUGCAAUACAGCGGAGUGGUCACUUGGGUAGCUAUGACCACCCAGAUUCUGGCAGCGGGCCUGGGCUAUGGGCUUCUGGGAGACGGCAUAGGCUACGUGCUCUUUACACUCUUCGCAACCUACAGCAUGCUUCCCCUGCCGCUCACCUGGGCCAUCCUGGCGGGCCUGAGCACAUCGCUGCUGCAAGUCACCCUUCAAGUGCUCAUACCCAGGCUUGCGGUCUUUUCAAUCAAUCAGGUCCUGGCCCAGGUGGUGCUAUUCAUGUGCAUGAACACAGCUGGGAUCUUCAUCAGUUACCUGUCGGACCGCGCCCAGCGCCAGGCCUUCCUGGAGACACGGAGGUGUGUGGAGGCGAGGCUACGCCUGGAGACAGAGAACCAAAGACAGGAGCGGCUUGUGCUGUCUGUGCUUCCCAGGUUCGUCGUGCUGGAAAUGAUCAAUGACAUGACCAACGUGGAGGAUGAGCACCUGCAGCACCAGUUCCACCGCAUCUACAUCCAUCGCUAUGAGAAUGUCAGUAUUCUUUUUGCAGAUGUCAAAGGAUUUACCAACCUCUCUACGACCUUGUCUGCUCAGGAGCUGGUCAGGAUGCUCAACGAGCUCUUCGCCAGAUUUGACCGGCUGGCUCAUGAGCAUCAUUGUCUUCGUAUUAAAAUCCUGGGGGACUGCUACUACUGCGUGUCUGGACUGCCCGAGCCCCGCCAGGACCAUGCCCAUUGCUGUGUUGAAAUGGGCCUCAGCAUGAUCAAAACCAUCAGGUAUGUGAGAUCCAGAACGAAGCAUGAUGUUGACAUGAGAAUUGGAAUCCACUCGGGCUCCGUGCUAUGUGGCGUGUUGGGUCUGAGGAAGUGGCAGUUUGAUGUCUGGUCUUGGGAUGUGGACAUUGCAAACAAACUUGAAUCUGGAGGGAUCCCUGGGAGAAUUCACAUUUCCAAAGCCACCCUGGAUUGCCUCAACGGUGACUACAAUGUGGAAGAGGGCCAUGGUAAAGAGAGGAAUGAGUUCUUGAGGAAGCAUAAUAUAGAGACCUAUUUGAUUAAGCAGCCUGAGGAGAGCUUGCUAUCAUUGCCUGAAGACAUAGUCAAGGAGUCGGUGAGCUCCUCAGACAGGAGGAACAGUGGGGCAGCCUUCCCAGAAGGAUCCUGGAGCCCAGAACUGCCUUUCGACAACAUCGUGGGCAAACAGAACUAUUCUCAAAUGAGAGAUGAAGUUUUCAAGUCAAACUUGGUCUGUGCAUUUAUCGUUCUUCUGUUCAUCACUGCGAUUCAAAGUUUGCUUCCUUCUUCAAGGCUGAUGCCGAUGACCAUCCAGUUCUCCAUUCUGAUCUUGCUGCACUCUGCCUUGGUCCUCAUCACCACAGCAGAGGACUAUAAGUGUCUGCCCCUUGUCCUCCGCAAAACCUGCUGUUGGAUUAAUGAAACAUAUCUGGCCCGGAACGUCAUCAUCUUCGCUUCCAUCCUGAUUAAUUUCCUGGGAGCAGUCCUAAAUAUCCUGUGGUGUGAUUUUGACAAGUCGAUACCCUUGAAGAACCUGACUUUCAAUUCCUCAGCUGUGUUUACAGAUAUCUGCUCCUACCCAGAGUACUUCGUCUUCACGGGGGUGUUGGCCAUGGUGACCUGUGCCGUUUUUCUCCGGCUGAACUCUGUCUUGAAGCUGGCUGUGCUGCUGAUGAUGAUCGCCAUCUAUGCCCUGCUGACCGAGACCAUCUAUGCGGGUCUCUUUCUGAGUUACGACAACCUGAACCACAGCGGAGAAGAUUUCCUGGGGACCAAGGAGGCAUCACUGCUGCUGAUGGCCAUGUUCCUCCUUGCUGUGUUCUACCAUGGACAGCAGCUGGAAUACACAGCCCGCCUGGAUUUCCUGUGGCGAGUACAGGCCAAAGAGGAGAUCAACGAGAUGAAGGAGCUGAGGGAACACAAUGAAAACAUGCUGCGUAAUAUCUUACCCAGCCAUGUGGCCCGUCACUUCCUGGAGAAAGACAGAGACAAUGAGGAGCUAUAUUCACAAUCCUAUGAUGCUGUUGGAGUGAUGUUUGCUUCCAUUCCCGGAUUUGCAGACUUUUACUCUCAGACAGAAAUGAACAACCAGGGAGUGGAAUGUCUGCGCUUGCUGAAUGAGAUCAUCGCUGACUUUGAUGAGCUGCUUGGGGAGGACCGGUUUCAAGACAUAGAGAAGAUCAAGACCAUUGGCAGCACAUACAUGGCCGUCUCGGGACUGUCACCAGAGAAACAGCAAUGUGACGAUAAAUGGGGGCAUCUGUGUGCCCUGGCUGACUUCUCUCUUGCCCUGGCCGAAAGCAUACAGGAGAUCAACAAGCAUUCGUUCAACAAUUUUGAACUCCGAAUUGGCAUCAGCCAUGGCUCAGUGGUAGCAGGCGUGAUUGGCGCUAAGAAACCACAGUAUGACAUUUGGGGUAAAACUGUAAACCUGGCAAGUCGAAUGGACAGCACGGGGGUGAGUGGCCGGAUCCAAGUUCCAGAGGAGACCUAUCUUAUCCUGAAGGACCAGGGCUUUGCCUUUGAUUAUCGAGGAGAGAUUUAUGUGAAGGGCAUCAGUGAGCAAGAAGGAAAAAUCAAAACGUACUUUCUCCUCGGAAGAGUCCAACCCAACCCAUUCAUCUUGCCCCCAAGAAGACUGCCCGGGCAAUACUCUCUGGCUGCAGUUGUCCUUGGCCUUGUCCAGUCUCUCAACCGGCAAAGGCAGAAGCAACUACUCAAUGAGAACAGCAACACAGGCAUCAUCAAAGGCCAUUACAACAGGCGGACUUUGUUAACACCCAGUGGGCCGGAGCCUGGAGCACAAGCUGAAGGCACCGACAAAUCCGAUUUGCCAUAA
Messenger RNA from Alexandromys fortis (reed vole), 4702 nucleotides. It is a transcript of the gene Adcy8, whose product is annotated as adenylate cyclase 8. NCBI's taxonomy places the organism in Eukaryota, Metazoa, Chordata, Mammalia, Rodentia, Cricetidae. Gene Ontology annotation, molecular function: adenylate cyclase activity. The record is from RefSeq and is a predicted model, not a curated record. Gene Ontology annotation, cellular component: plasma membrane. The transcript is spliced from 17 exons. The coding region runs from base 1154 to 4702 and encodes 1182 amino acids. Gene Ontology annotation, biological process: cAMP biosynthetic process; adenylate cyclase-activating G protein-coupled receptor signaling pathway; intracellular signal transduction.